AUGGAGAAGGUGGAAUCAGCAUUGGACGUGCUAUCACGCGCUGCAACAAUGGUGCAGCCGAGCCCUGCGUACCCAGCUAGCGAUUCAGACAGCUUCGAGACUCCCAGCACUGCAUCAAGCGGUGAGUCUGAAGGCGAUCGCACCCUAUCUCCGGAAACACCGCGAGCGCAGCCGAAAGAGCUGACUGGCAAAUGGCGCAGAGAAAGACGGUCUACUCGUUUACCUGAUUACCGGCCUAGGGAGAACGGUAAGAUGGCGCUGCGGUCGCAAUCAUUCAAUGAACGGCGCAGCGUGGCGUCAGUGGCGCGCGCGCAACCUCACAGCGAAGGGGAACUUUCUGAUGAAGCGGAUGAUGCGCCAGCAAAUUUAGCUAUAAAUGGAAAACGGGCGCCGCCCGAAUAUCCAGGCGCUAAGAAUGAGGCCCCUAUAGAUAUGCGACUACGCUCACGGCCUGCACCACCACCAUACACAAGGCCUUCAGUCAUUACUAAGAGUGACACGCCACCUGGUUCCAUGUCGAUGUGCGAUCCCGUGAUCGACGAACAUUUCCGACGCUCACUGGGCGAUGAUUAUAUGAACUUAUUCAAGAAAAAUAAUCCCGAAGUAACACAACCGUUACCAAAACCCAACAUGAAAGACCGUGCGAGCAGCCCUAUUCAGUUCAAGACUGAAGAAGUACCAAAACCAGCUAAAAUCAUCGCUAUGGAAGUUGACGAUGCCAGUAUGUCAGUAGAUGAUCACUUUGCGAAAGCUCUUGGUGAUACCUGGAGGCAAAUACAAACUUCGAGGUUAAAAGACAGCGAAAAAGUACAGACGAGCAAGGGUGGCGUCGACGACCACUUCAGUAAAGCCCUGGGCGACACGUGGAAACAGAUACAGACAUCCAAACUUAACUUAGACUCAGAUAACGAGAAGCCUAAAGAUCAAACGACGAAAAUUAUUUCAAGAAGCGGAGUGGUAAUAUAA
Molecule: messenger RNA, 966 nt
Organism: Arctia plantaginis
Lineage: Eukaryota; Metazoa; Arthropoda; Insecta; Lepidoptera; Erebidae
Source: the annotation of a GenBank genome assembly